Pipra filicauda (Wire-tailed manakin) is the source of this 4271-nucleotide messenger RNA. RefSeq names its product acyl-CoA synthetase short chain family member 1 (gene ACSS1). The transcript has 14 exons. The record is from RefSeq and is a predicted model, not a curated record. Gene Ontology annotation, cellular component: mitochondrion. NCBI's taxonomy places the organism in Eukaryota, Metazoa, Chordata, Aves, Passeriformes, Pipridae. The coding region runs from base 938 to 2815 and encodes 625 amino acids. Gene Ontology annotation, molecular function: acetyl-CoA synthetase activity; AMP binding.
ACCUGAUCCACUAAUUGACUACUUGGCUUGAUCUCACACCUCUCUCAUCACCACAAACUUGCCUGUGGCUUGAGCUUUUGGUUGAACCUUUCUGCCACCAUUGCAUCCACCUGGGCCCUGGCUGGGGAAAGCCUUGCCUUGGUGGCAGAGCUAACUUCAGAAUUAUGACAGGGACUUGUCCAGGCCUGUUUGGAAGACCUCCAGGGGUGAAGAGACUUCAAGGGUCCCUCCACCCCUCUCCUUGGAAAGUGGUUUUUCUUUCAAUCACAUUUAUGUUGCAACCUGUGUCUCUGAUCUUAAUUGAAAUGAGAACGCAAUGCCAGUUUAUGAGCUGAAGUGAAGGUCAAGUGAUAACUGGAGGUUUCCUAACCUCUUCAAUCGUUUCCACCAGGCAACAGCCCAUGAAAGGGUCUCUGACAUAUGUGAACACUGAGCCCAGAACAUCAAUACCAAGCUGGAGGGGAUGGAAAGGUUUGAUGCUGGAGCCUUCAGUCCACCCUCAGGUUGGGCAGCCCAUGUACUGCCCAAGAGGAAGCCAGUGUAAUGUGAUGAUUCAUCAACAAGGACUUUUUGGAACAAAGCACAUAGCAAAACCAGUGCAGACUUCUGGUGCAGGAGCCAGUGGGGAGGGAAAUUCAGGGUUGAUCAGUAUCAGCAACAGCAUUGAAUCCCCUUGGUUUGAAAUCCAAACUUAAGCAGAAAACUUGUGAACGGGACAGCUGAUGGCCUGACCAGACAAAUGACAGGUACAAUGGAGACUAUGAGCAUUAGCAGAGAAGCAUACCCAGCAAAAGCAGUGAUCUCUUGCUACUGACCACCAUAUCAUCCCAUUGGUGGUAAGGAGUCUCCUGAGGAGAAGGAAGCCAACAGUGCUCUAGGUAUUGGGGUCUAAGUAGUGCCACUGAGGCAUCAGUUCUCUGUUGUCAAACAUGAAACAAUGUCUGUGGACUCUGGACAGACAGGCUGGAGUAGCACCGGACACGUCUAUGACCAACACUGCAGGGUGCUCCUGCACCAUGCAGCACCACUGCGUGUGUGGCAGCCAUGCCCUGUGCCAUGCACUGCAGCCAGACCUUGCACAGCAGUAAAUUGCUUGGAUCAACACGUUGAAAAGUCUCCGAACAGAGUGGCUUUGAUUUGGGAGAGAGAUGAGCCUGGCACUGCAGUGCACGUCACUUACAGGGAACUUCUGGAUCUGACUUGCCGUCUUGCCAACACCCUGAAGAAAUACGGGAUACAGAAAGGGGACAAGGUGGCCAUCUAUAUGCCCGUGUCUCCCUUGUCAGUGGCAUCCAUGCUGGCUUGUGCCAGAAUUGGUGCUGUUCACAGUGUGGUCUUCGCCGGAUUCAGCGCAGAGUCCUUGGCUGGGAGAAUCGUGGACUCUGGAUGCAAAGCAGUUAUCACCUACAACCAGGGAGUCAGGGGAGGCCGAAUCAUAGAGCUGAAGAGGACUGUGGAUGAAGCUGUGAAGAACUGUCCAAGCAUCAAACAUGUCUUUGUGGCUCAGAGGACAGAUAACAAAGUCCAGAUGGGUGACUGUGAUAUUCCCCUUGAAGAGGAGAUGACCAAGGCAGCUUCUGUAUGUACUCCAGAGAGCAUGGACAGUGAAGACAUGCUUUUCAUGCUGUAUACCUCAGGCAGCACUGGGAAACCCAAAGGAAUCGUUCACACCCAGGCUGGAUACCUGCUGUACGCUGCUCUCACGCACAAGUAUGUAUUUGACUACCAGCAAGGCGAUGUUUUUGGCUGUGUGGCUGACAUUGGCUGGAUCACAGGACAUAGCUAUGUUGUGUAUGGACCACUCUGCAAUGGAGCCACCUCUGUCCUCUUUGAAAGCACUCCACUGUACCCUGACCCAGGUCGUUACUGGGAGGUGGUACAAAGGUUGAAAAUUAAUCAGUUUUAUGCAGCACCUACGGCUAUACGCUUACUGCUGAAUUAUGGAGAAGAGUGGGUGAAGAAGUAUGACAGAUCUUCUUUGAAGACUUUGGGUUCAGUGGGAGAGCCCAUCAACAAGGAAGCUUGGCAGUGGUUCUACCAGGUGGUGGGAGAAGGGCGCUGCACCCUCGUGGACACGUGGUGGCAGACAGAAACUGGUGGCAUCUGCAUUGCCCCACGGCCUUCAGAGGAGAAAGCUGAGAUCGUUCCAGCUAUGGCUAUGAGACCUUUCUUUGGGAUUGUGCCUGUGCUGAUGGAUGAGAAUGGAAAGGUUAUAGAGGGCAAUGAUGUGUCCGGUGCGCUCUGCAUUGCCCAGCCGUGGCCUGGCAUGGCGAGAACAAUCUAUGGAGAUCACCAGCGAUUUGUUGAUGUCUAUUUCAGAGCCUACCCAGGUUACUACUUCACAGGGGAUGGUGCUUACAGGACCAAGCAAGGCUAUUACCAGAUAACAGGGCGCACGGACGAUGUCAUUAACAUCAGUGGGCACAGGCUUGGGACAGCAGAGAUAGAAGAUGCAAUGGCUGAUCACCCUGAGGUCCCUGAGACAGCUGUGAUUGGGUAUCCACAUAAGAUCAAAGGAGAAGGUGCCUUUGCUUUCGUAGUGCUAAAGGAGCAGGUGGCUCACGUAGACCGUGUCAAAGAAGAGCUCAAAACCAUAGUAGCUUCCAAGAUAGCAAAAUAUGCUGUGCCUGACCACAUUCUGGUGGUGAAACGUCUCCCUAAAACCCGAUCAGGGAAGAUCAUGAGAAGGCUGCUGAGGAAAGUAGUCACUGAACAAUCAAACAAUAUGGGAGAUGUCACCACACUUGAUGAUCCAAGUGUUGUUAAGGAGAUAUUGGAUGCUUACCAGAAAUACAAGGAGAAGAGUUCCUCAUAACGGGCAUCCCUGGGAUCUGUCUCUUUCAGAAAUGUGGAAGGUCUCAAACAACCAGGCAAAUGACAUACUUCUCUCUUUGUGUUUUUUUAAAACCUGUUUCCUUCUAGGGGAACAAGAUUUCCCACUCCACCACAUCCUUUGAGAUGCACAGGGCUAGGACCAGUCUGCACUUUCACACAGUCAGUGAGCUCCUUUUCAUUGCUUUUAGGGGUGUUGUAGAGCAGCCAUUGGUGGUUUCCAUUAGCUCUGAUGAAAUUUAAUACUAGCUGAAGAAAGAUGCAGAUGUUAAUGUUUCUCAUUGUAAUAUUACUGUACAGGGAAAUGUUUUUUAUACAAUACUUCUUGCUGUUUUAAAAGAAAACGUGGAGUACAGUUCUUCAGUUUUUCCUUCAGCUUGGAUAUCUGAGUUCAGGCAGCUGUAUUUCACUGCAACUGUAGUACCUUUUCAGCAGUGCUGCGUAUUCUAGGAGAUAUUUCAUGUGCAUUAUUGGGGAAAUGAGAAGGACAUGGCUAAUCUGAUAAUUCUUCCUUGACUUUACCCAGUUAUUCUAAUACCUCCUUUGGCUUUCCUCAUAUGAAUUUGUUCCUACCACCAUGUGUCUUGGGAUUUACCAGAGAUGGCGAGUCUGUGUCCCUUCGUGUUGCACCUAGGUAAACCCAGCACUAGCACUUGCCCUUGCAAAGCUGAGCCACAAAGCUACUACUGGACUUCUGACAUGUCCUCAAUGCAUUACCAGUUAUGUAGGAGAGACUUGGUCUCACAUGUUCUUAUUGUGCCUUGAGAAAUCGAGAUCGCCAACCGAGCUUAUAAAAUAACUGUCCUCUUCCUCAUCAGUAAUGACUCAAUGUUGUCCAUUGUGGUUCACUUCUGCAUAUUAGUAGUGGUGGUCUGCAAAUGGUAGAUCUUUGUUUCCAGUCUGUGAUUUGUGCAAGUGUCUUUGUUUCUUGAGGUUGCUAUGAAAAGGGGUGCUGUUUGUUUUCUGUCUGUGAGAGAAGCACUGGGAAAUUAAAUCCUGAAGCACUCAGGAGAGGUUUGAAGCUGAAGGAGUUGUGCUGGAGGGUUCAUUGUGGCUUGCCAGGCUUUGUAUUUUCUGACCAAGAAAUACUUACUUUAGCCCACUCCAAAAUGCCUUGUAAUCUUGUUUGCUCCAACAAAGACAGGCUGAGGUAGGUUCGUUCUCCUGUUGGAAGUUAUGACAAUUCUUAUUGUUUCAAGUGGGCCCUACCAUGUCUGCCUCUUCUGCAUACUGCCAUGCUGAUUUUCCAAAGAGUUAAGUGCCAUGUGGGUACCCACAAACUGCACAGUCCACAAAAAAAAAGUGCCUCUUUAGAUGCCUUUUGGAAAGCAAUACUAGCAUUCCAGACCAGCAGCCUCAGAAUAGCAUGGAAGAAAAGUCUUUGUCUUUUCAUAUGCUUUCAGAAUUGCAGCUAAUAAAGUCAGUGUUUUAUUUCUGGA